Molecule: messenger RNA, 2197 nt
Organism: Asterias rubens (European starfish)
Lineage: Eukaryota; Metazoa; Echinodermata; Asteroidea; Forcipulatida; Asteriidae
Product: cytochrome P450 1A1-like
Exons: 1
Coding region: 453-1916 (487 amino acids)
Biological process (GO): hormone biosynthetic process; progesterone metabolic process
Molecular function (GO): heme binding; iron ion binding; steroid 17-alpha-monooxygenase activity
Source: RefSeq, a predicted model, not a curated record
UUUUCUUCUCACAAUGGAUCGCUACAUUAAGAGUGCCCAGGCGAGAAAGGGAUGAGAACAGUGCUAAGGAACUGAUGAAGAGGGAGCCCCCGACAAAGGGAAGUGAACAAUCCGUGGAUCAAUAACCCAAGGGGAGAGUGUGAGGGUUGGAUAGUAGUGUGGCCGGUCCAAAGACUUUGGGAAUCCUUCAGUUCACCGUCCGCUCACACAGAGAUGGUGUAUUAAACACUGCUUGCAUCGAUCCGCAACAACCACCACCAACCACAUCGCGUGACAGAUCCGGACAGAACACACAAAAGACUAAAGCAUCACAAACCCUUAUGAUCUUUUGGCGUUUGUGUACAUGAAGACUAAUAACACCGACCUUGCAGACAAGGUAAACUCAUCGAGUAGUUUCUAGAAGCUGGAGAAUCUACACACAGUGCAUAGUAAACUAACCAUCGAGUGACGAGAUGUCCACCACCACCAAUAACAACACGGAGAAAAGCAAAUCGUUACCGGGGCCUCGUGGCCUGCCGUUACUCGGAAACAUCCUGGACCUCGGCGGGGAGGCACUCCACGUCAACCUGAGUCAGUUGGCACAGAAGUACGGCGAUGUGUACCAGAUACGAAUCGGCAGUCGUCCGGUCGUCGUUCUCAAUGGCAUGGAGACGAUCAGGCAAGCGCUGGUCAAGCAAUCCACAGACUUUGCUGGCCGGCCGGACUUCAUGUCCUCCCAGGUGAUGAAGGAGAUCAACGGCGGGAGCAUGACGUUCUCGGACUAUAGCCCCGGCUGGAAACUCCACCGUAAGAUCGGCGAGACGGCGCUUCGGCACUUCACCUCCGGUCAGCAGUCCAGUUCAGUACAGGAUAAAGUUUUACUUGAAGUCCAGGAACUAAUUGAAACGUGGACUAAUAACAACAAGGGAAGUACAGUUGUCGAUCCAUCCCUCAUGUUAAAACUGUCCGUCAGUAACAUCAUGUGUUCGUACAUCUUCAGCAGACGACACAAACUGGACGAUGCUCGAUUGAGAGAUUUUGCCGCCAUGAGCGACGAUUUUGGUGCUGCUGCCUCCAGCGGGAACACCAUGGACUUCAUGCCGUGGCUGAAAUACUUGCCAACCAAAACCAUGCAGAACUUCAGACGACUCCUGCAGAACUUUAAGGACUGGUUCGGCGGGUACAUGCAGCAACAUCUGGAGAACUACCAGGAGAACUCCGAGAAGGACAUCAUGGAUUAUUUGAUCACCAUGGGGAACAAGAUUGACCCUGUGGAGUUGGAGCAGUUACACCUCACCCGUGAAAUGCUGCAGACGACGGUGUAUGAUUUAUUCGGUGCGGGGUUCGACACCGUGUCUGCGGUCUUAACGUGGGCCUUGCUCUUGAUGAUUUUACACCCGGACAUCCAGAGGGAUAUACAGGAGGAGAUUGAUGCAGUCAUUGGAGUGGAUAGGUUACCCCAGCUCAGCGACCGGGGCAAGCUUCCUCUUACCGAGGCCUGCCUGCACGAGGUUCUCCGUUACUCUAGCGUGGUCCCCUUCACCAUCCCCCACACCACCACCAGAGACACCCACCUCAAUGGAUACCCCAUCCCUAAAGACACGGUCAUCUUCGUGAACCUCUAUUCCAUCAACCAAGACCCCACGGUGUGGCAGAACCCGGAGGAGUUUAACCCGAGGAGGUUUCUCACCGCGGACGGGGGUAGCGUCGACCCGGAGAGGACGGCCAGUGUGAUGCCGUUCGGGGCCGGUCGGCGACGGUGCCUCGGCUCGGAGCUCGGACGGGUGGAGAUGUUCCUGUACUUUACCACGCUCAUGCAGAAAUGCUCGCUGGAGAUUUCUAACGGGGACAGACCGAGCACGAAGAGUAGUAAUGGACUGACGCAGCGUCCACUGCCGUACCAGAUGAGGAUCAAACUGCGGAAACACGAUGCGUAGCCUUAGUGUUCGACACUUUCUCGUGCUGGAAACUUCACUGUGUUCGAUACAUUCUUGUGGUCGACACUUACUUGUGCUUGACACUUCCUUGUGUUAGACACUUCUAAGAAAUCUUGAAAGAAACAUUUCCACCUGAAAUACAUACUCAGUAUCGUUUCAAGACCUACACAGUUGAUUCGGUGGCAUGAAAUCAACAGAACAUCACUGUAUAUAAUAGAUGUUAAAUUUGCAUCGGGGAUAAAGAAUAUUAAUUUUGGUUUUUACCCAUUAACCGAUGUGUG